UGAAGCUCAGAUACCGUGUUCCUGUAUUUCCAGGCAUCCCCCCAUGCAACAGAGCACACCAGUCGCCCAUGUUCCAACAUACAUCAGGGUUUUAAUGGUAAUUCUGCCUUGGUGUAAAUUGCCCAUAAGGCUCGUAUAAUCCCACACGACGAGCCCUGUCCACGCACGCAACCGUACGUCUUACCCCCUUCUGGUCCCCUUCACCUCCAAUGGUGCCUGUCUGCUGUUGAAUAUGACCCAUUGGUCUUCCAACCCACAUCAACCCAAGACGACGACCAUCUCACGAAGACUUAGGGACCGUGCCAACCAGCAUUUGUCUGUUCAGCCACCAGAAAUUCCACAAAUAAGGGGGCCUUAUUCGUGCCGUGCCGCAACCUUGCCAACGCCCCGCCACAAUCCCAUUGAUUAUCAGACGCCCGGUUCGCACCCACCUUCGCUAGCCUGGAAUACCUCACACAUUCUCGACGACACCUCACACAAUCGUUCUUCUCAGUCAACUUCCUCUGCCCAGGAUCGAUUCUUGGACUCCACGAGCACGCAAAUCGCACACUUCUCUCUCCACGAAUCUCAUCCAGGCUCAGACUCGACAGUCGUGCCUACUGCUAGUAACCAGAUAGUCCGCCCUGAUCAUACCCUGCCAACACAAAGUCAACAAAACCCCACGUCGCCGACAUUGUCUACAUCUACCGCGCACUCUCUCCAACAUCAAUCACUAGCAGACUUUGAGCAGCCGCACGAGCCAAUCCUCGAGUCACAAGAUAUGAGCACCUUGGGCUUCAUGAUGCCUUCUUCGCAAUAUGGUAUGGGCCAUUACGGUUCUUCCCAAACGUCCUACGCGCCUGGCUACCCGCCACCCCAGCCCUAUGGAGAACCAAGGGCUUCGGCGCCAGGCCCAUAUGGCCCACCUUACUCUUCCAGUCCAGUCCCAAAUGAAAGUCAACAAAGAAGAAGCGAACAGCAUGCAGUCCAACCGCCCUAUCCACCUCAGCACCCUUCACUUCCGCGAAGCCCAUAUGAGCAACACUCAUCGGAUCACAUGCGAGCCAACACAGCCUCUAUGGGUACCACCACGCACACCUACGCUUACUCCACCUCCCAUAGUACCAUCCCCAAUCAGCCGCUGGGGGGUAAUGCCUACCCGCCACCACAGCUUUACCCUCCCAGCUCCUAUGCCGUCAGUGACUAUCAUCCGUUACCAACUAUGUAUCCACCAAACAACACAGCGCCUGCUACAUACUCAACCUAUGACUCGCCAUCGAGCGCUCCAGUUUCUAAUGCAUCAGUCCCUGCACUCUCUUCGUCGCCGAGCACGCAAGGCAACCCAGUAAUGCCGCGAGUCAUCAACUCACGACCGAAACCUCAAUGCUGGGAGCAUGGAUGCAAUGGACGACAAUUUUCUACAUUCAGUAAUCUGCUGCGACACCAGCGAGAAAAGUCCGGAACUGCCUCCAAGAGCACCUGCCCCCGAUGCGGGGCUGAGUUUACCCGCACUACUGCAAGAAACGGACACAUGGCGCAUGACAAAUGCAAGCCACGCAGACCAUCAGAAGCAACCGGAUAGACGGAGAUCUUUGUUUCGACGUUCGAUUUGUCUGGGCAUUUUCAGCUUGCUGCAAGCGGCCGUGAGGCGCAAACAUAGUCGGCACAAGCCCGACAUUAUCAGAUACCGGGACACGGAUUAUCAAUGUCUCGAAGCGGAGAUGUGUGUCAGUACGCUAACGCGCAAGGGAAGCUUCCGACGUUUCGUGGAUAAGCCAGCUGGCCGAGUGAGAGACACU
Messenger RNA from Bipolaris sorokiniana ND90Pr, 1778 nucleotides. RefSeq lists its product as uncharacterized. NCBI's taxonomy places the organism in Eukaryota, Fungi, Ascomycota, Dothideomycetes, Pleosporales, Pleosporaceae. The record is from RefSeq and is a predicted model, not a curated record. The transcript has 3 exons. The coding region runs from base 233 to 1561 and encodes 442 amino acids.